GGGGCCCGCGGGCAGAGCGUGGUGAUCUGCGAGCCCGAGCACAGCAAGGAGCGCAUCAAGCUCGAGGGCUCCAAGAGCCGGGGGCAGCUCCUGAUCUUCGGUGCCACCAACUGGGACCUGAUUGGCCGCAAGGAGGUGCCCAAGCAGCAGGCGGCGUACCGGAACCUGGGCCAGAACCUGUGGGGACCCCACCGCUACGGGAGCCUGGGGGGGCUGCGCGUGCGCUCGGUGGUGUCGGGGCCCUGCGCCGCGCACAGCCUGCUGAUCACGGCCGAGGGCAAGCUCUGGAGCUGGGGUGAGCGGGGAUCCAUCCCGGGAACCCAGCUGGGAGAGCGGGCUCCAUCCUGGGAACCCCCUGGGAGAAGUGGCUCGGUGUUCGCCUUCGGGGAGAACAAGCUGGGCCAGCUGGGGCUGGGGAACCAGACAGACGCCGUGCCCAGCCCCACCCAGAUCCUGUACAACGGGCAGCCGAUCUCCAAGCUGGGCUGCGGGGCCGAGUUCAGCAUGGUCAUGGACUGCAAGGGGAACCUGUAUUCCUUCGGGUGCCCCGAGUACGGCCAGCUGGGCCACAAUUCCGACGGGAAGUUCAUCGCGCGGGCGCAGCGCAUCGAGUACGACUGCGAGCUGCUGCCGCGGCGCGUGGCGCUCUUCGUGGAGCGCACCAAGGACGGCCAGGUGCUGCCCGUGCCCAACGUCGUGGUCAGGGACGUGGCCUGCGGGGCCAACCACACGCUGGUGCUGGAUUCCCAGAAGCGCGUGUUCUCCUGGGGCUUUGGGGGCUACGGGCGCCUGGGCCACGCGGAGCAGAAGGACGAGAUGGUUCCCAGGCUGGUGAAGCUCUUCGACUUCCCGGGACGCGGCGCCGCCCAGAUCUACGCGGGAUACACCUGCUCCUUCGCCGUCAGCGAGACAGGUGGAUUGUUCUUCUGGGGCGCCACCAACACCUCCCGGGAAUCCACCAUGUACCCCAAGGCUGUGCAGGAUCUGUGUGGGUGGAAGAUCCGCAGCCUGGCCUGCGGGAAGAGCUCUGUCAUCGUGGCGGCCGACGAGAGCACCAUCAGCUGGGGGCCCUCGCCCACCUUCGGGGAGCUGGGAUAUGGGGACCACAAACCCAAAUCGUCCACGGCGGCGCAGGAGGUGAAAACCCUGGACGGGAUCUACACCGAGCAGGUGGCCAUGGGCUAUUCCCACUCUCUGGUGAUCGCCCGGGACGAGUCGGAGGCGGAGCAGGAGAAGCUGCGGAAGCUGCCGGAGUACAACCCCCGCACCCUCUGAGGGGCCCUGAUCCCAAUCCCGAUCCUGCUCCCGCUUCUCCAUCCCGGCCGCUGUGCUCCCUCCCUUUUCCCGCACUCCCAGCCCUCGGGGGGGUCAUUCCCACCCCCAUUCCCGGCUUUAGGAAUUCCCGACCACAGCCGGGCUUUCCGGCACGUCCCGCCCCGGGUUUUGUAGGGUCUGCCCUUGAAUUAUUUUUUAUUUUAUUUGUAUUUUUCCGCAGCUUUUUUUUACUGUUUUCCAUUUUUCCAGCCCCGAAUCUCCGUGGCUGCCAGCUUGGGAUCACUUUGGGGAUCUGAUCCCAGCUUGGGAUCCCUUUAGGGAUCUGGGAUCCCUAAAGAGCAGCCGCCAAUGCCUGGUUUUCCCCCUAUAUUCCCAUUUUUUCCCCCCAGUAUUCCCAUUUUUUGCUGGUUUUCCCUACUCUGGGUGCUACAGUUUUCGGGAUUUCCCCCUCCCACCCCUCCAGCAUCCGCAGGGAUCCCAGAUCCCAUCCCAGAGGCAUUCCCGGAUCCCAUCCCAGCAGCAUUCCCAGGCUCCCCGCCCUCGCCCACCCCGGGGACAUCUCAGGGAUCACGAGGGGAGUCCCAAAGGAAUUUUUUUCCCGGGAAUUCGGAGUUUUUUCCUUCUGGCGGAUGGUUUGGCCCGGGAUCAGCCGGAAUUCCCGCAUUCCCAGUUCCCUCCGUGCCAGGUCACUGUGCUGGAAUCUCGAGGUGCCUUCAGGAGCAGAGCCCAGCUCUGCCCCGCGCCAUUCCCGCUCCCUUUGGGCCGUUUUUAGGGAUUCUCCUGGAUUUUUCCAUGGAUUUUUGCUCCUUCCCAUCUCCCCCGGGGCGGCGCUCGGGGAGUUUGCAGUAAAAAAUAAAUGGGUUUUGGUCAA
This is a messenger RNA of Pyrgilauda ruficollis (rufous-necked snowfinch), 2146 nucleotides long. It is a transcript of the gene RCC2, whose product is annotated as regulator of chromosome condensation 2. The annotation marks the transcript as partial. The transcript is spliced from 11 exons. The record is from RefSeq and is a predicted model, not a curated record. Lineage: Eukaryota; Metazoa; Chordata; Aves; Passeriformes; Passeridae.